Somion occarium is the source of this 526-nucleotide messenger RNA. NCBI's taxonomy places the organism in Eukaryota, Fungi, Basidiomycota, Agaricomycetes, Polyporales, Cerrenaceae. The record is from the annotation of a GenBank genome assembly.
GGUCUUUCAAUUGCAUUGUUUCGCAUCCAAUGUCCGAGCAUCGGCACUAGACCCAAUUCUAAUGUUGUACCAAUCUGCCGCUGGGAUCCAUUGGGGUGACGAGGCUGAGCAUUCCAUCUAUAGAUGAUGUUCCGCUUGCCAAAUUGUGGAAUAACCUUCAAUCAAGAACGCCACGAAGCGUAUCAAAUCCUCGUUGCAUCCACUCAAGAAGGUUCAACGCCAAGGUCAAUCGCAAUUCAAAAGUUCACUGCACCAGUCAAGCAACCUCGUCAUAUGCAACCUUGCACAAACGCCUUUCAAAUUCUUGCGCGACAUAUGACUUUGACUGACGCUUUACGCAGCCUCCGUCUUAUCAUGUCUUUCGAGGUGUUAACAACUGAAAUAAAUGAAAUCGAAGCCCAAGGCGUAUGCAUUUGAGCUUACUGCUCCACUGUAAUCCGAACUACAAAUGUCUAAAUCCGAUCUGUUGGAUCUCUUCUUUGGAUAGCUUCGUUACUGCCUCUGAUCGUCCGGUCACCUAUGAUUC